AUGGCAGGAGGCGCCGACGCUGGAUCGCAGGGUCGCAGGACAGGACCCGGUGCGCCCGACCGCCCCCGGGAGAACGUGCUGAAGAACCUGGAUGACAAGGCUUUUGACAAGCCCAUCUGCGAGGCCCUCUUAAACCAGAAGUUUUUCAAUGGAAUUGGGAAUUACCUCCGCGCGGAGAUCCUGUACAGGUUGAAGAUCCCUCCCUUCGAAAAGGCUCGGACCGUGCUGGAGGCCUUGAAGGAUCAGGAGCAGGCGAGGAGGAAGAAGAAUCCUUCCCUGACGCUGAGCAAAAAGCUGAAGCUGAUGCGGGAGAACCCGGAUCUCCUGGAGCUGUGCCACACCGUGCCCAUGGAGGUCAUCGCGGCGGAGAAAAACCUCUUUGACCCAGAUCACUCGGAUAACUACGCCGCUUUCAAGAACUGGCUGCAGUGUUACUUGGUGCCCGGCAUGAGCUCCCUGCGCGACCGCAACGGCAGGACCAUAUGGUUCCAGGGAGAGCCUGGCCCCAUGGCUCCCAAAGGGCAGACGUCCCGCAAGAAGCGCGCUCGGCUGAAGGCAGAUCCCGAGGCUCUGACCCCCAAGGUCACCAAGCGCACCUCAAAACGGUGCUCCAGGGCUGCAGCGAAACCCCCGAAGUUGGCCGAGGAGGAGGAGGAGGUGGCUGAUGGGCUGAGGAAGGGACGUGCUCGCGGGAAGAGGAAAGCGACCGCUGCUCCAGCCUCGUCUGAGCCCGAUGCACCGGUCAAAGCCAAAAGAAGCCGCCGGACGUCUGCGCGCAGGGGCAGAGGCGCAGCCCCUGCCGUGUGAGUGCUGCACGCUGCCCUCCUCCUGAGGGGCAUUUUAACAGCCGCAGGAGGAGCUCAGGGAGGGCCUGGCCAGGGGCCUGGGUUAGUGCUGGGGAGAAAUGGGGCUGCUCUGUACCUGUGCUCGUGCCCGCUUGCUACUGCUGCAUCUGGCCGGUGUGGGAAGGAGAAGCUGGGCUUGGUGAUGGGGCUGAUUUACCCAGCGUCCGCCUGCUGUCCCCGGGCAUUUGAGGGGGGAUAAGGGCCACGGACCACACAUUGUGCUGGACCCUGACCCUUCCCUCUGCCUAAAAGUGGAUUCCCUCUUCCUUCCCCUCUUCCCUUUCUGGCUGCUGCCUGGAUCACUGUUUUUAGCUGACUAAUAAAGUAUUUUGUG
This is a messenger RNA of Aptenodytes forsteri (emperor penguin), 1179 nucleotides long. It is a transcript of the gene NEIL1, whose product is annotated as nei like DNA glycosylase 1. Gene Ontology annotation, molecular function: DNA N-glycosylase activity; DNA-(apurinic or apyrimidinic site) endonuclease activity; nucleic acid binding. Gene Ontology annotation, biological process: base-excision repair. The transcript is spliced from 9 exons. Gene Ontology annotation, cellular component: nucleus. NCBI's taxonomy places the organism in Eukaryota, Metazoa, Chordata, Aves, Sphenisciformes, Spheniscidae. Bases 1 to 807 code for a protein of 268 amino acids. The record is from RefSeq and is a predicted model, not a curated record.